AUGAGCGUCGAGUGGGGAGGUUGUGUCGCUCGUCCGCGCUGAUCCCGCGGAAACUAUAUACGAAAUUUUGAAAGUUAAGUUCGUAUUGGUAAAAUAUAAAAAGUGUUGUUUUUAUGCUAAUUGUGCUGUGGAAUAAGUGAUAGUUUCAGUGAUUGUGAUUGUGUAAGCUGAAUUCUGGACAGAUCAGCGAUGGAGUUGAAAUCGCCGAAAGCGAAGAAAAAGUCAAGCGUCUCCCGCCUUGUCUCCUGGAAAAAGUUAUUCAGCACGCCUAUACUGAUCCUUCUAUUACUCGGCUCCACGAGCUGUGACACUGACAGUGACAGUUCUGACAUUGACAGCGGUGACAUUGACAGCCGUCAAAGUGACAUUGACAUUUCGGGAGUUCCAAUUUCAAAUUUCACGCACAAACACAGGCACGGAAUAGACAACAGAGAUCGAAAAACAUUGAGCGAUAUAAAAUAUUUGAGGCGGCAUUUGAACAAGGAGAUACUAAACUUUGUGAUGACGGAUGUGCUAGUUGAUGGGGAGGUGGAGAACAGGAUACAUUAUAAUGGUGUGACUGCGAAGGAGACGUUUGUUGGCAGUGAUGGUAACGGCCUGAAGCUCCGUCAGCUGACCGAUGGCCGCCAUCUUAUCCAGAUAAUUUACACACCAAAUGGCGCCAUUCAAGACUGCGAAUACAUAACAGAAGGGAAAUCAACCAGAAACUUUUUAAAAACAUUGAGAAAAGAACUAAAACUAGCGCUAGACGAAGAGGCAUUCAGAAUAACGGAAAAGAGAAAAAACAUUACUGAGGACGAAAGAUUUUACCGCCAUUUUGGCAAUAUGACGUUUCGACUUUUGACAGACGGCGAAAUUUUGCCGCCAGAAGUCGCGUCAUGGUUGGAUUAUGACAGAUUAAAAAUGGAAUGCUUCGAGCGACACGAGGAGUUAAAAUACAUGAUGGAAAGUAAAAAUAAAGUGACAGCCACGUCUCUGGCGAGGUCGCGACGCUCGUUCAGAGAAAAUUUCAUAAUGCCUGGUACGAAAUGGUGUGGAGCUGGCCAGUUAGCUAAAACAUAUAACGAACUGGGCCAAGACAGGAACGAGGACAGAUGCUGUAGGGCCCACGAUAAUUGCCGGGUCAGUAUUGGCCCGUUUAGAAGAAGAUUCGGUCUAUUCAACUAUAGGCCUUAUACGAUUUCACACUGCAAAUGUGAUAGGAGAAAAAAGCGAGACGCAAUGGAGAUCCUCCGGGUGCCAGGAACGAAAUGGUGUGGCAAGGGGUUCUCAGCGACCCACUAUUCUCAACUCGGGGGUUACACACGAACGGAUAGGUGUUGUAGGAUCCACGAUUUGAGGUGUCCCUUCUGGAUCGGGGGGAUGGAGAAAAAGUUUGGAUUGUACAAUUGGAGGAUAAAUACACUGAUGCAUUGUCGGUGUGAUGAAAGAUUCCGCGCCUGCUUAAAACUAGCAGACACUUCCGUAUCCAACAUGGUUGGCAAACUGUUUUUCAACGUCGUUCAAACAAAAUGCUUCAUCCUAAAGCCCAUCAAAGUUUGCACACAACGCUCCUGGUGGGGCAAAUGUUUACGCCGUGGCUACAUGAAGCAAGCUUACUUACGGGACAACUUGCCAUAUUAAAAAAAUAAUGACAUUGACAGUGACAGUUAAGCCCAGUUGCAUUAUGACACUGACAGAUUGGACGGCGGCAAAAUUGACAUUGAUUUAAAAAUGUAAUUCAAUUUUUUGUUGUGAAUUGUGAUUUAGUUUUACAUGUUAAUUUUAGUUGUACUUAUUUGAUGUAAGGAUUAAAUGAUGAACUUUUUUACGUGUAUGAUGAGUAUGAAAAAUACUCAAAUUCAAAUAUUUAGUUAUAGAUAAUUGUUGUGUUUACUGUAUCUGUUCACUUCGCUUUUUUAGAAAAAGAUCUAUUCAUAGAGUCCUUUUAAAA
Colias croceus (clouded yellow) is the source of this 1933-nucleotide messenger RNA. RefSeq lists its product as uncharacterized. The transcript is spliced from 6 exons. The record is from RefSeq and is a predicted model, not a curated record. Gene Ontology annotation, biological process: phospholipid metabolic process; arachidonate secretion. Lineage: Eukaryota; Metazoa; Arthropoda; Insecta; Lepidoptera; Pieridae. Gene Ontology annotation, molecular function: A2-type glycerophospholipase activity. Bases 190 to 1623 code for a protein of 477 amino acids.